AGAAGCGUGUCUUCUCUGUUGAUCGGUACUAAAUAAACUGUCUCGCGUGCACCACAAACUACUUGUGGGGGCUAUAAUUAGUGGAGCUUUAUUUGUUGUGGUAUUUUGUGGGGGGGAGGGGGAUUUCUUGAAUAGGACUUGCUCUCGUGUUUUUUCGCGUACUCUUGCCAAGGGGAAAGAGUUUAUGGAGAACUGAAGGCUGAACCGGUUUAUUUCCUGCGGAUUACGAUUUCGAAUGAUUUACUGUAAUACCGAGGGAAUGUCGCCGUCUCUGUGGCUACUGGCAACGACAGACGAAACGAGGUGUCUCUUCCACCGGUAGGAGGAAGUUAUGGUGUCUUGUCGAAUGCGAUGCCUGUUGCCGCAGCCGUGGCACUGUGGCACCGAGCCCACCUCUACAAGGCGCUCGCCUGUGUCGUUCUCGCACUCAUUGCCUUGCAGUAUCUACUUAGCGGUGUACUUGACCGUCGCUCGCUCGAGACAAUAUUCACCAUAAAUACUACAAGAUAUGCUGACCACGCCUACAGAAGCCACCCCCAUGGCUUAAUAAUUUACGGUCUUGGAGUGUCACCAACCUAUCCACCAUCAACUCUGAAUAUCACUUCAACCGCUCAGCUAACAGUGGCAGCACCUCGAGACAUCAAUAAUGCUACGAAGCAGGAUAUGAAUGCAACGAGAAUCAGUGGUGUCUCAUCGGCUCCAAACGCCACAGACGCGUCGACUCCGCAACUAUGCCCUCUCAUUCCCCCCAAUCUUGUUGGACCACUGACAGUCAACAAAAAUCCCCCGGAAUUAUCGAAAAUGGAGAAGGAACUCACCGAUGUAGAAAAGGGCGGUAGAGGCCGGCCCUCGGACUGCACUCCCAGACACCAUGUUGCUAUAAUAAUUCCGUUCCGCGAUCGACCGCAACAUCUCCAGACGCUGCUUUACAAUCUGCAUCCGAUGCUGUUGAGACAACAAAUCGAUUAUCAGAUAUUCGUUGUUGAACAAGAAGGCACUGGACUAUUUAAUCGCGCAAUGCUGAUGAACGUCGGCUACGUCGAGGCCCUCAAGGAGCAGAAGUUCGACUGUUUCAUAUUUCACGACGUCGAUCUUCUGCCGGAAGACGACAGAAAUCUCUACACAUGCCCCGAGCAGCCCAGACACAUGUCUGUCGCCAUAGAUAAGUUCAAGUACAGACUGCCAUAUGCAGACCUUUUCGGUGGGGUCUCAGCCAUGUCAAGAGAGCAAUUUCGCUUGGUGAAUGGAUUUAGUAAUGUUUUCUGGGGCUGGGGAGGCGAGGACGACGACAUGGCGAAUCGUAUUAAAUCCCAGAACCUUCACAUCUCACGUUAUCCAGCGAAUAUUGCACGCUACAAAAUGCUCUUGCACAGAAGGGAAAAAGCAAAUCCCAGGAGGUACGAAUUCCUGAAGACUGGAAAGAAGAGAUUUCCAACCGACGGCCUGACGAACCUUGAGUACCAAUUGAUCGAGAAGAGGAAGCCCAAACUGUACACAUGGCUCUUGGUAAGGCUGACCCCCCCACAGCCCAGCUGAUGGUUACCCUGGAUCGGUUAAUCAAGCCGAAAAACCACUCAGAAAACAUCCAGAGUGACUUAAUAACCGACAUAAAGAGCUAUCACGCCCGAAAAUUAAGUAAAAAUGAAAAAACGAAGCUAAACGCACGUAAAAGAGUUGUUGAGUCACGUUGAGAUCUCGAAUCCCCUAUUUUUUUAAAGUCCCGUACACCUAGUGCAUUGAAAAAAGUAGUUGAAAACAGCUGAUAAAGAUGAUUUAAGAUUUAAAAAAAAAACGUGCCAAAAAGAGUAACAAGUGAAAGCAUAAGGAAAUGAUCAGUGUCUUAAGUCUUCGUUCAAGAGUGCUGUGGUAAAUCAUGUAAAAAUAAUCGUUAAUUUAAUUUAAUGAUCGAGUGAAUGUUCCUUCACCGCAAAAACGAAUGUCUGAAUUUUUCACACCUUCUGUAGCCACUUUUCAGUCAGACACUAAAAAAGAUUUGAAGAAAAUAAAAAUUUGUCUGAAUUUCAAACGUAAAUUUAAACGUUUAAGCAUUGGUUCGUCUCAAAAAAAUUUUUUUCAUUUUAUUCAGACGUUUUUUAGCGUCUGAAAAAUGUCUGCAAGAGACCUGUGAAAUUCUGACACUCGUUUUUCGCUGUGUUUGUCCUCUAUUUUUCGAUGAUAAUUUCGUUGAGCGAAUAAUUUCGAUUAAUCGUCCAAUGGUACGAACAGAUUGUUUUCUAAGGAGAUAUAUUAUUUUUUUGAAUGAAUAUCUGUUUAUUGUUAUUGUUGUGUGUGUCCGUGAAAACUGGCAUUGCAGUUUGAGAAUGAAAUGCUUGUGAGGAUUUGCAGCGAAAUUACGCUAGUGCAAUAAAUGACGAUGAGCAGGAUUAAUAGGCCAGAUUUGUCGCAUAAUAAUUGUUGGGUGAGUUGAGGGGGGGAAUUGUAAAUUUGUAGAAGGCCGAUUGUAUUUUUUUAUAUUUGUGAAUUCGCAGUGAAGAGGGAGAAGGAGAUCACAGCAUUCGUCUGAUUGUCAUCGUCAUUGAAUUUUCAAAUGAGUCGUUACAACUUGAUUGUCAAUAUAAUGUUGUUAUUUGGUUGUAUAAUUUUUUUUUGUUUUUCGUUGAGGGCCAAAUGAGGUUAAAACGAUUUUACCCUCAAUCCCGAACGGGCUGAAGGGUCGUUUGACCCUUAAAACAAUUUAGUCCUUGACUCGAAAGGGUCUUAAAGAUCAUUUGACCCUCAAAGCCAUUUGACCUUCAAUUCGAAACCUCCUCAAUGGUCAUUUGACCUUCAAAAUCAGUAAAUCCUCGACCCUAAAAGUGCUGAAGGGUCAUUUGACCCUCACAACAAUUUAACCCUUAACUCAAAACGUUCUUGAGGACCACUUAAACCUCAAGAUUAUUAAAGUCUCAACUUUAAACAUCUUUAAGGGUCGUUUGACCCUUAAACCGUUGUGAGUGUCAACUCCAAACGUCCUUGAGGGUUAUUUGACUCUUAAAACGAUUUGACCUUCAAUCCCAAAUCUCCUUAAUCGUCACUUGACCCUCAAGAUCAUUAAAUUCUCAACCCCAAAAGUGCUGAAAGGUCAUUUGGCCCUCACAACCAUUUAAUCCUGGACUCCAAACGUUCUCAAAAAUCGUUUGACCCUCAAAACCAUUUGAUCCUUAACUCAAAACGUUCUUAAGAGCCAUUUGACCCUCGAAACAAUACGAGUCUCAACUCCAAACGUUCUCAAGGGUCAUUUGACCCUCAAGACCUUUAACCUUCAUCUCCAAACAUCCUUGAGGGUUAAUUGAUCCUCAAAAUCAUUUGACCUUCAAUUCAAAACCUCCCCAAUAGCCAUUUGACCCUCACAACCACUUAACCCUCGACUCCAAACGCUCUUAAACAUCAUUUGACCCUCAAAUCAUUCAACUUUUAGAGCCAAUUAGACGAAUGUUGUUUUCUUUUUCAAUUCAUCAACUAGGGAGACCAACCAGAAUAUUAAUUGUCAACUAACUUAUCCUGUUGAGAUAUCGCUGUGUUUCCAUUAUUUGGAUUGUGGAUUUUCACAAUAGAAAUUAGAUUGACUUAGAUUGACAAUUUUUGUGAUGGAGCUUAAUGUUGAUAAUCUUCGUCUAUUGAUUGUACAGUUUGAUAUGAAAGAGAAUGAAGCUCGAUUUAUCGCUAUGUAGAACGCCACGAGACACAAAUAAAAUGAGUGAUGGCACUCUACAUAUCACGUGUGUGAUAAUUCUGCGAUUGACUGGAGUGAGAUGAUAAAUUCCAUUUGCAUUCCAAAAAUUAUUAAUUUUUAUAGUUAUUCGAACAAUUUUGCAUAUCAAUUGGAGAAUCAUUUGACAUUGGUCUUGAAAUCAUUGAUCUCAGAAUUAUCUGUUGUACAUAAUGCACCUGAUCGAAUUUUCUUGAUACUUAAUGGGAAAGUAUGAGGACUGCACUGGGAGAAAUUCAUUGUAUUAAAUGAACAGGUCGAAUUUCUGUCAGUGAAUGGUUAAUUAAUUGUAAUUAUUCUUCGGGUAGACGAUAGGAGACAUUUGAACUUCAUGAGACCAUGUGAAAAGCAAGAACUGUUCGAUUUUUCUUUUUUUUUUCAGAGGGAGAUAAAAUGAACUGUCUUUAUCGUCCAAUAUCUCGAGAUCGGCUGAGUGAAAAACCACGAUUUUCUUUUCAUUUUCAAGGAAUUUUCUCGGGCUUUAAAAUGAGCCGUGACUGAUCAAAAUCCCAUCGUUGGGCCAGGAGAUAUUGACUAUUCAAGAAACUUCCUCGAAUCUAAAUUUAUUUCCUGGAAUUUCUCUGUUAUUGUCAAUAUCUCGAGAUCGGCUGAGUGAAAUUACAUAUUUAUUCUUUCAUUUUUAAGGUAUUUUUCCAGGCUUUGAAAUGAGCCUUGACUCGUCUAAAUCGCAUCGUCGAGUCGUGAGAUAUUGGAGAUCUAGUGAGAUUCAUUUUACCUCACCUUCUCUCAUCGUCUUCCACCGAAUCAUGUGGAUCAGUCUCGUUGAAAAAUCGAUCGACAAACAUCAGCAAAGACAAAUAGUGAUCUUGGAAGUGAUUAAGAAAUUAGAAUAUUCCGCUAAGUAUUCAUAACUAUUAGCCUAAAAGGCAAGAUGAUCGUAGAUCAAUCAUUGAAAAAAUCAAUUACGAAUUCAGAAACUUGAGAAAUUCCUAAGACUACGAUAUGUAUGAAAAUCAAUAAAUCCUACACGAUAAUUAUAAACUA
Molecule: messenger RNA, 4714 nt
Organism: Diachasma alloeum
Lineage: Eukaryota; Metazoa; Arthropoda; Insecta; Hymenoptera; Braconidae
Product: beta-1,4-N-acetylgalactosaminyltransferase bre-4
Exons: 7
Coding region: 352-1536 (394 amino acids)
Biological process (GO): carbohydrate metabolic process; glycosphingolipid biosynthetic process
Molecular function (GO): N-acetyl-beta-glucosaminyl-derivative 4-beta-N-acetylgalactosaminyltransferase activity
Source: RefSeq, a predicted model, not a curated record